CCCUUUAUAUUGAAUUUUAGGAUAAAAAUUCAAAGAAUUCAAUGCAAUAGGAAUUCAACGAUAUCUGCACCGCUUGUUGAGCACAUUCUUCGGCAGCAGUUCGACCUAUUUGAUGUCAGUCACCAAGAAAAUUCGAUAAAGACGAACAAUCAAAGAUUGAAACUACAUGCAACCAAAACAAAAGCUGACAUACUGCUGAAUGAUUUACCUUCAAAUCAGAAAAGAUCCGAUGAACUUGCUCAAGAAAAUGUGCAUCCAGUUUGUUGACUGUACUUCCUUUAGUCGAACAGGGGUUCUUCCUCAAUAAAUCUGCUUUUCAAGAUGCAAUUCAUCUCAGGAAUAGAUGGCGUCUUCAACGUCUGAGUGAGCGCUGUUCUUGUGCUGCUUCCUUUACUGUUGAUCUUUCUGUGAAUUGCCAUAAAGGUGGAUUUAUCUCAAUGCGACACAAUGAAGUUCAAGACUUCUUUGGACAAUUAUUGGAUGAAAUCAGGUAUGAUGUCUUGAGCUCACUGUACAGCCUUUGACCUGAGAAACUAUGUCUGGUUGCUCCUCUAUCAAAGAAGACGAGGCAUGAUUAGACAUAGUAGCCUUUGGAGUAGGAGGUGGAUGGUUUGAAAAAACUUUCUUUGAUGUUCUUUUAUUCAACCCAAACUCUCUAACAUACCAGUCAUUGUCACUAGAAUCAUGCUAACGACGACAUGAGCAAGAGAAGUGACGCAAGGAUGAACAACGAGUCACAAGAAUAGAACAUGCCUCCUUUACUCCAUUUGUUUUAUGUUGUACUGGAGGAAGAAGUAAAACCAUAAAUGUCUACUUUCUUGAAGAGACUUACUUCGUUGCUGGUUGGCAAAAGAGACACAUCUUAUGGGUCUUCUAUUCACUGCAUCAGAUGUCUAUUUGGCUUCUCACUUAUCAGAGCAGCAGUUACCUGUCUUAGACGAUGUUGUGCAAGACAAUUCAGCAACAGCAUCAAGGGUAGCAUUGCAGUAGCUAUUGCUGAGGGCUGCUUGUCGGUCUCUUAAGUAGCAGUAGUAAAUACGCAAUGUCUUUCAGUAGUAAGAAUUUGAUUGCUGCUUUAAUUGUUAGCUGUACAUUGCUGUCAACAUAUACUUAACUUAGUGCUGUAUUUUUCAAAUACACCAUGUCUUCCAGUAUGUGUGUGUGUGUGUGUGUGUGUGUGUGUGUGUGUGUGUGUGUGUUUGUGUGUGUGUGUGUGUGUGUGUGUGUGUGUUUGUGUGUGUGUGUGUGUGUGUGUGUUUUUGGGUGUGUGCAUGUCUAGAAUAUACAGUUGAAGUUUAUUAUUGUAAGCGUGUGUUCUACUAUCGUACCAUUCGAAUGACUGUUUUCUUAUUUAAUUUCAAUAAUCUGGUCAUCAAACGAAAUGAUAUUGUUGUAGCUUCAACUCCUUCUGUUGUUGACCGUUUGGGUCCUGAAGGAAAAGCUGAUUUUGAUCAAGAAUGCAAAAAAGGCAAAGUGCCAGGCAACACGGUGUUCAUUGACUGUAUGGGGGAGGAAGAUGCGGGCAAGUCAUGCCUGGAAGCUUCAAUGACAGACAAACCAUUUGUUGAAGUUCGGGAGAGCACGGAGGGAGUGAAGGUGAAGAUGAUGAUCUCACAAGCAAUUGGACAUGGCACCGACUGGAAGGAAUUGAAAAGUGAAGAGGAGAGACAAGCGCAUCUCAGCAAGCUGUUUGCAAGAGAAUUUGUUGUUUAUGACAAGGAACAACAGUCCAGCACAGCAAAACGAGACGAGCAAGAGCAGAGCCCACAAGCAAGUUCUACAGAAUCUGAUUUGAAGGCAAACGUGAAUGCAAAAGCAAGCGGUUUGAAGUCAACGUAUGCUGAAGCUAGGAGUCAUCCAGUAGGAUACAAGGAUUUCAAACUUGCUAAAGAAAUUGAUCGAAAUGUACAUGUGGCCAUUAAUCUCAUAGAGAAGAAUAAGGAGGAGAUGCGCAAUGUUCAAGAAAUGAUCAAUGUGACGAUGAUGGACAGAGAAGAUCAAGAUCUAUUCCUCUCCACACAUGCUGCACUUAUGGCUGAUAAUGAGUAUCAAUGUACAGCUUGUUUUGUGGUUAUCGAUGGUUCCAAGCCACUAGAUGAGAAGGUGACCACAUCCAAGUUUCGUCUUGCAGAUGGAACUUUUAUUGAGAAACCACGAGAUGUUGCUACCACAAGAGCCGAUGUCAUACGCCACUGCUUCUCUGCCCUCUCUGCUGCCUUUCCUGCUGGCAGAAGACGCAAUAAAUUUUUUGGCAAGGGGCGUGUCAAAAGGGCACCAGCAACAUUCAUGUUUGCUUCUAGAAAAGAUAAAGCAAAAACUAAAAGUUUUAUGGCAAGACAGGAGCAAAUUGUGCAAGAAAUCAUCGCUGAAGAGAAUUUUGGUGAUCACAUUGUGCCCUUUAGUGAUGAUCAGGUGCUGUUCCAUGUUGACAACACAAAGUCAGGAACAGGCAAUCCCGAUCCAACGAUCGUCCUCGUCAAGAAAAUGAUCGUUGAAAUGGCUCGUGAAUACUGGGAUGAAGAAGAGAAGAUUGCAUUACCAUGGGCCAUGCUAGAUAAGGGUCUGGGUCUGUUGAGAACGAGAAAGCACAAAGUUCUUGAUCUACAGGACGUCUGCCAAUUAGCUGCAAGUGUGUGUGAUAUCUCAUUAGAUGAGGAAUGCAGACAAGCACUGCGAUAUCUUCGCAGCCAUGGAAGCAUUGCAUUCUAUCACAGUGUUGUCGGGCUCAAUAAGAAGGUGCUUCCCUACAUUCAGUUGGUUGCUGAUGUGUUCGCCAUUUUUGUCACAGUCGUGGAUCAAGCAAGAAGUCUUCCUGAGACGUGGAAUGAUGUCAAGAAGCUUCACCAAGAAGGGAUUAUGUCAUGGAAUCUUGCCAAGUUUCUGAUGAAGAAGGCAGGAGUAGAAGAAGCAAACUAUGCUGUCAUCCUUAUUCUUCUGCAGCUGUUUAAUAUCAUUUCAGGAGCAUACUUGGCCUCUCGUUCAAUUGCUCCAGAUGUCAACGUCCAACAAGGUCAGAACUUUUUGGUCCCAUCUAUGGUCACCAAAGAAAUUAUCAAGACCCCCGUUGCCUACCAAUCAGCAUUGUGCUCUUGUACAUCUUCUCCAUCUUUGUUCUUUAUUCCCAGAGGUUUCAAUGCUUUUCUCAAGCCUCUAUUUUACCGUCUUGUGACCCGCAUGGUCAGCAAGCACACAAAAAGCCCACAGCUUAGCAGAAACCAGGUGAUACUUCAUCUUCACAAGGAUGUGGAUCUGGAGUUGGUCUACACUGUGAAGGCUGUCAUUGCUACCGUCUACUGUCCAUCGAUUCGCAGAAAACUACCUGCAUAUGAAGAGCUUUGUCCAUUGUGUGAUGUUGUGCGAGUGACUCUAAUAGAACAACUGACACAUGCGAAGGCACGAGGAAUGGAUGGCUUUCAGUUUGAGUUCUGUUUUCAUGGUGCUGCUGCUGAAGCUCCAGACGAAUAUGAUCCAAACCGACUGGCUUCAUUGGAUGAAUAUCCAUUGUGUGAUGUUGUGCGAGUGACUCUAAUAGAACAACUGACACAUGCGAAGGCACGAGGAAUGGAUGGCUUUCAGUUUGAGUUCUGUUUUCAUGGUGCUGCUGCUGAAGCUCCAGACGAAUAUGAUCCAAACCGACUGGCUUCAUUGGAUGAAUAUCCACAAGAUGAUAUUCUGCUGGACAAAGAGCAUGAAAACAUUGAUCCUCCUGCUAAACUUGAUUUGUGGUUUUAUGACACGUCUACUAGUCAUACUGUUGAAGUUGCUGCUGACAGUGUUUAUAAUCCAGAUGUGAUUCUGUCUGCUGUAUUACAGCAGGGUCAUGAUCGUUGGCUCUCUAUUGGUUUGAAGUUGGCAUUUACAAUGAGCAAAGUCAACGAGAAUACAAAUGUUUUCUCUCUUGGUGCUGACAAGUUGAAGGCUUUGUUUGAAGCAAGAGCACAAGAAGUAGGACGAGAUGAAGCAGCCAAACAACUUCUAGCAGCAUGUCAUUGUAUUCCCCAGCCAAUCAUUAUGGCAGUAAAGGAUCAACUGGCAGUUUCAGGUGUUUCAGUAGCACGUCAUCCAAAAUCUGUUUCUGCAGAAAUGCAAAAGAGGGCUGACUGCAAAUUGAGUGAAAGACGUCUGGUUGAUGUAGCUCGUGAGAUUUCUGGUUAUUGGAAGGAAUUUGCAGCACUUCUUGCUCCAAACAUGUUUACCUCAUUAACAGUCAGUGUAAUAGAACAGCAAUACAGAUUUUCAUUGUUUGGGCAAGCUCAUCGAAUGCUGGGUGAUUGGACCGAUGAUCUAGACAGAGGAGCUACAUGUCGUUUAAUUAUUAAAACAUUCGUGAGAAUGGACAAGAAUUCUCAAGCAAACUCCUUAUUUGGUGCAGACUUGGUAGAUUAUGUAAACGGUCAUGCAGUAGACAACGUGUGCCUGCCAAGACAUCAAAGUGUUUUUUGAUUUGAAGCUUGUCGCUACAGAAGUUUAUACAGUAUAGUUACCGCAUGCACGUCUUGAAUAAAGAUAUCAAACUUGUAAUUGAGCUGUGAUGACAUUAUAACUCAAAUGUGAUCAUGACACAAC
Molecule: messenger RNA, 4566 nt
Organism: Corticium candelabrum
Lineage: Eukaryota; Metazoa; Porifera; Homoscleromorpha; Homosclerophorida; Plakinidae
Exons: 3
Coding region: 1336-4443 (1035 amino acids)
Source: RefSeq, a predicted model, not a curated record